AGUUCUUUCUGUUGAGAGAGUUUCUGCCCUUCUGCCGCAGGGACAUGUUUGCACAGUUCUCUGGGGACUUUUUAAAAGCCCUGCUUAACGUGCUAGUGAAUUCUGACUGCUGACUAGAGACAGGAAGUGGGUCUCUGAUGAGGGACGAAAGUGAAAGAAAAGUUACUGGAGGCGGUUCCAUCCCCACCCUUUCCUUCCUGCUCUGUUUCAUGGUUUCCCUCGCCCCUCUCUGGUUGUGUGGAAUGUGAUCGUGGGAAAUUAGGAGAUUGGGGGCCUUGGCGUCGGGCCUGGUGACUAUGAUCUGCUGGGACAGGCGGAGCAGUUUGGAAGACGGAGUGCACUUUUUAACCUCUGCAUGAUAUUGUGUGGCGCGACUACGCCUUAGUUUGCUUAGUGUCCCUGUAUUGGAGGACAUGUGGGGUGCUCCUAGUUGUUCGGGGUUACCCGUCACGCUGUGAUGAGACACCACGAACAUACCCUGUUGAGCACCCAGGCUACAGCUACAUUUGACCAACACGGACAAGCAUGAAUUUCAGCGGUUGUCUGUAUGACAUUGGGGAAGCGCUGAGCAGUGAUGAGGUGGCCUCGCUCAAGUUCCUGUGCCUGGACCACAUCCCGCCAAGGAAGCAAGAGCCCAUCAAGGACGCCCUGAUGCUCUUCGAGAAACUCCAGGAGAAGAGAAUGCUGGAGGAGGGCAACUUGUCCUUCCUGAGGGAGCUGCUAUUCCGAAUCGAAAGGCUGGAUCUACUGGAAAAGCGCUUGAACACCAGCCAGGAGGAGAUGUGGAGGGAGCUUCAGAUCCCGGGCCGGGCUCAGAUAUCUGCGUACAGGGUCAUGCUUUUCCAGAUUUCAGAAGAUGUAACCGCAGUGGAACUGAAGGACUUUAAGUUUUUUUUGAACCAGGAGCUCUCCAGAUGUAAACUGGCCGAUAGCAUGAGCUUGCUUGAUAUUUUUAUGGAGAUGGAGAAGAGACUCAUCCUUGGAGAAAGAAAUUUGGACACCCUAAAAAGAAUCUGUAAACAAAUCAACCUGAGCCUGCUGGAAAAAAUCAGUGCUUAUGAAAAAUUAAGUAAAGAUGGGGGGCCUAUUUCUGACUAUUCUCGAGAGCAGGACAGUGAGUCACAGGAACAGAACUGUGAGCCGCCACGGGAGCAGGACAGUGAGUCACGGAAACAGGACUGUGAGCCGCCAUGGGAGCAGGACAAUAAGCCACAGCAGACAGCGGACAAAGUUUACCGAAUGAAAAGCAAACCUCGAGGAUACUGUGUGAUCUUUAAUAAUUAUGAUUUUAGCAAAGCACGGGAGAACGUGCCCAAACUUCACAAAAUGAAGGAUAGGGAAGGAACAGACUUGGAUGCAGAGGCUUUGCACAACACCUUUAGUGAGCUUCAUUUUGAGGUAGUGCGUUACGAAGAUUCCACAGCAGAGACAAUCUGUGAGACCCUGAAAGACUACCAAUGCAUGGACCACAAUGGCAAAGACUGCUUCGUCUGCUGCAUCCUUUCCCAUGGAGACAAGGGCAUUGUCUAUGGCUGCGAUGGGCAGGAAGCCCCCAUCUAUGAGCUGACGUCUUACUUCACUGGUUUGAAGUGCCCUUCCCUUGCAGGCAAACCGAAAAUCUUUUUUAUCCAGGCUUGCCAAGGGGAUAACUACCAGAAAGGCAUAGCUGUUGAGACCGACUCAGAGGAGAAGGAAGCCUAUUUAGAAAUGGACUCAAACCAGAAGAGAAAUAUCCCAGUUGAGGCUGACUUUCUGCUGGGGAUGGCCACAGUGAACAACUGUGUUUCCUACCGAAACCCCACAGAGGGGACCUGGUAUAUCCAGUCACUGUGCCAGAGUCUGAGAGAAAGAUGUCCUAGGGGUGACGACAUUCUCACCAUCCUCACUGAGGUAAACUUUGAAGUGAGCAAUAAGGACGACAAGAAGAAUAUGGGGAAGCAGAUGCCACAACCCACUUUCACGCUGAGAAAAAAACUCUACUUCCCCCUUAAUUGAUGUAGAACACUAUGCUUAAUUUUUGUAUUAUAAUGCUUUUACUUUAUGCUAUCAUUUAUUUGCACAACACUAUGCUUAAUUUAAUUGUUAAUAAGAUGCUGCUGCACCUCCCCCGUUUAUUUUAUUUUAUGUUGUUAAUCCUCACCUGAGGAUAUUUUUCC
Molecule: messenger RNA, 2156 nt
Organism: Myotis davidii
Lineage: Eukaryota; Metazoa; Chordata; Mammalia; Chiroptera; Vespertilionidae
Gene: CASP8
Product: caspase 8
Exons: 9
Coding region: 526-1995 (489 amino acids)
Biological process (GO): regulation of apoptotic process; proteolysis; apoptotic process
Molecular function (GO): cysteine-type endopeptidase activity; protein binding
Source: RefSeq, a predicted model, not a curated record